AUGCUUGGAAUGAUUCGAGGAGGAAUGGGUGAUCAUAGUUGGGCUCGUUUAGUUUUCUGGUUGAUUCUGAUCUCUGGGUUCUUGGUGCUCACCUUGGAAGAGAGCUCAGAAAAAGAUGAGACUUUUCUUACCCAAUUCGUGGCUCCAUCAACAGGGAAGGUCAAUGCACAAAUGGUAGAAACAUCAUCAUGGGCGCAGCGAUGUUGGCAAGAUUCAGUUUGUGUGAAGGAAGCUGUCUCAGUAUUCAAUUUAUGUUUUCACGGAUCAAAGGAUCAUUUGGAGCUCUUUGGUUUGAAGCAUUCCCAUGUGAAGCAGACUCUUCUUGAUUGUAUCCAAGAACAAGGGAAGUUGAAUGGUCAUAACCUCAAGUCUCUCGAGCUCUUGUCGUCUAUGAUUGAUACUCAGAGGAGAAUUCUAGCUUCUAGACCUGUCACAACUCUUUCUCCUUCCCCUUCCCCUUCCCGUCCUCCUCCUAAGCGCAGUCGGCGCCCACCUGCUCGUAAACGAUCCCCACCUCCUCCGCGGAAUUCGUCUUUUCCACCGUCAAGAUCUCCACCUCCUCGUCCUCCUCCUAAGAAAAAAGGUUCUAAAAACUCAACUUCAGCUGCGAAGAAGAAGAAAGAGGAACAUGAGAAAACAAUCAUCAUGGCGGUUGUUGCGACUGCAGUUUCUACGUUUCUGCUGGCUGCAUUGUUCUUCUUGUGUUGCACCAGGUGUUGUGGAAGAGGUUCAGGAGGCCGGAAAAACGAUGAGCGGCCUCUUCUCAGUUUAAGCAGUAGUGAUUACUCUGUUGGUUCCUCCAUCAACUAUGGUGGUUCUGUCAAAGGAGGAAAGGUGGACCAUCAAUCUUAUAACAUUUACUCAAACCAAGGAAGAAUGUCGUCUUUCGAUGGAAGUAACUCUGACAAUUCGGAUUCGUUAGAGGAAACACACGAAGGAAUGCAUAAUAAUACUAUUAGCAGUCAUGGGAUUCCGCCAUUGAAGCCUCCACCUGGAAGAACAGCUUCUAAACUUUCAGGGAGGCCUCCUUCUGGUAAAGUGGAGCCUCUUCCAAUGGAACCACCCAAAUUUCUUAAGGUGUCUUCAAAGAAAGGUGCUGCUCCUCCACCACCAGUUCCAGUUCCAGCUCCAGCUCCAGCACCAGCACCGCCAAUGCCAUCUUCUGCUGGUCCUCCACGGCCACCUCCUCCAGCUCCUCCUGGCUCUGGUGGGCCCAGGCCACCACCUCCUCCUGGACUAAAAGGACCACGUCCUCCUGGACCACCUCCACCAAUGAGCCGGGGUCCGAAAGCUCCCCAGCCGUCUUCUGGUCCAGCAGAUCCAUCAGAUGAUGAUGCUCCCAAAACAAAGCUGAAGCCGUUUUUCUGGGAUAAAGUGCAAGCAAACCCAGAACAUUCAAUGGUUUGGAAUGAUAUAAGAUCAGGAUCUUUCCAGUUCAAUGAAGAGAUGAUAGAGUCGUUAUUUGGAUAUGCAAAUGCAGACAAGAAUAAAAACGAGAAGAAGGGAUCCUCUGGACAAGCUGCUUUACCUCAGUUUGUUCAGAUUCUUGAACCAAAGAAAGGACAAAAUCUAUCGAUUCUCUUGCGUGCUUUGAAUGCCACAACUGAAGAAGUGUGUGAUGCACUUCGUGAAGGGAAUGAGCUGCCUGUAGAAUUCAUUCAGACUCUGUUAAAGAUGGCACCAACACCGGAAGAAGAACUAAAGCUUAGGUUAUACUGUGGUGAAAUAGCUCAACUGGGAUCAGCUGAACGAUUCCUGAAAGCAGUAGUUGAUAUCCCUUUCGCUUUCAAGCGUCUAGAGGCACUUCUAUUCAUGUGUACACUCCAUGAAGAAAUGGCCUUUGUCAAAGAAUCGUUUCAGACAUUAGAGGUUGCUUGUCAAGAACUUAGAGGAAGUCGGCUGUUCCUGAAGCUCCUAGAGGCAGUUCUCAAGACCGGAAACCGAAUGAAUGAUGGCACAUUUAGGGGUGGUGCUCAAGCUUUCAAGCUGGACACUCUUUUGAAACUAGCAGACGUGAAGGGAACUGAUGGGAAGACAACUCUCCUCCAUUUCGUUGUUCAAGAGAUAAUUAGAACCGAAGGUAUGAGAGCUGCACGUACUAUCAGAGAGAGCCAAAGCUUCUCAAGCGUCAAAACAGAGGAUCUAAUGGCGGAGGAAACCACUGAAGAGAUGGAAGAGAAUUACCGAAACCUCGGACUUACAAAAGUUUCAGGCUUGGGCAGUGAGCUAGAACAUGUGAGGAAAUCUGCAAACAUAGAUGCUGAUAGUUUAACAGGGACGGUUCUUAAAAUGGGCCACUCCUUGUCGAAAGCUCGAGACUUUGUGAACUCGGAGAUGAAGAGUUCAGGGGAGGAGAGUGGGUUCCGUGAAGCCCUUGAAGAUUUCAUUCAAAACGCUGAAGGAAGCAUCAUGUCGAUUCUCGGUGAAGAGAAGAGGAUAAUGGCGCUGGUGAAGAGUACAGGUGACUAUUUCCAUGGGAAAGCAGGGAAAGACGAAGGCUUGCGUCUGUUUGUGAUCGUGCGAGAUUUCUUGAUAAUCUUAGAUAAGUCUUGCAAAGAAGUCAGAGAGGCAAGAGGAAGACCCGUGAGGAUGGCUAGAAAACAAGGCUCAACGGCCUCAGCAGCCUCAGCUUCCUCUGAAACUCCAAGACAGACGCCUUCGUUAGAUCCUAGACAGAAGCUGUUUCCAGCUAUUACAGAGCGACGUGUGGAUCAGUCUAGUUCAGAUUCAGACUAA
This is a messenger RNA of Microthlaspi erraticum, 2736 nucleotides long. NCBI's taxonomy places the organism in Eukaryota, Viridiplantae, Streptophyta, Magnoliopsida, Brassicales, Brassicaceae. The record is from the annotation of a GenBank genome assembly.